GCGAAAUGUUAUUUGUUGGGUAAGCCUGCCGAUCUCACCACAAGUUCCAGAUACGAUGCACACACCUAACCACCACCCAACGUAUGUUGGCAGUAUCACAAUACGAUAUCCAAUGUUGGGCUUAUCUGGACCUUCAGUUCACGUGUUGGUACUGUCCACAUCGGCCGCCACUGAGUCUCGGACUCCAAGUCUCGUCGAUUCAUCGUCUAGAUAUAUCUCGAGACUUGCCGAAAUUGAAAGAUGGCAAAGACCAGGAUAUCGGAACUUGCGGCAAUUAUAUCCACUAAGACUGAAAUCAUUGAGCAGUACCUUCGAUCCCAUAACCUUGCCUCGCCAUCCUUUGAUGUCGACUAUGUUGACCCUCAACUCCCUCCGGAUAUUGCAGUCUGCAAGGUUACUAUUUCAGAGGCAACUGAAGAAUUGAAUAGUCUCCUAGCAGGUCCAAGUGCUUUCUGGACCACACUAGAUACAACGUUCCUGCCAACCAUCCACGCAAUCUACCGAUUCAAACUCGCUUCAAGCUUCCCAAUCGGCGGUGAAGCGUCCUUCGCCUUCAUUGCAUCUGCAGUUGAUAUACCUGAGCCUGACGUUCAACGAAUUAUUCGCUUGGCAAUCACCCAUCGAAUAUUCCGCGAGCCGCGUAGAGGAAUCGUCACCCACACAGCUAUAUCCAAGGCAAUUGCCACGAUACCUCUUUUACAAUCAUUCCUCGGACUGGUUACAGAGGAGAUUUGGCCCGCCAGCACACGUAUCGUCGAUGCUAUUGAAAAAUGGCCGAAUUCCGAGGAGCCGAAUGAGACGGGAUAUAAUCUUGCUACCAACCAAUACGAGACAUAUUUCAAUGGCAUGAAGAAAGACCCCGAUCGUGGGAAACGUUUUGCGGAUGUCAUGAACUUCACACAUGCUGGAGGCAAGUUUGAGAGAGCCGGCUUGAUUGCACACUAUGAUUGGGCGUGUAUGAGUGAAGGUUUGGUGGUCGAGCUCGGAGGUUCUCAGGGCAUGAUGUGUUUUGAUCUGGCAAGAUACUCUCCGAAAAUGAAGUGUAUUUCUCAAGAUCUCCCUGAUGUUGUUGCCGGGGUUGAAGUUCCCGAAGAUCUCAAGGGGCGGGUGGAGGUUGUGGCGCACGACUUUUUCACGGAGCAGCCUGUCAAGAACGCAGACGCAUAUUUGUUCCGGUGGAUCUUCCACGAUUGGUCUGAUAAAUACAGUAUUCGAAUUCUUCGAAAACUCAUUCCGGCUCUUAAGCAUGGGGCCAGAAUCGUGACUGGCAAAGUUUGUUUACCGGAACCUGGAUCCAUUUCGUAUUCCAUUGAAAGGCGAAUGAGAGCGACCGACAUGGUCAUGAAAGCGUGUCUGAAUGGGAGAGAGCGAGACGUAGAUCAGUGGGCCCAAUUGUUUACCAAGAGCGAUUCGAGGUUUAAUUUCAAAGGGGUCAUAAGGAUUCCGGGCUCUAGAUGGUCGGUUAUUGAAGUUAUUUGGGAGGACGUUUCUGUUUAA
Mollisia scopiformis is the source of this 1497-nucleotide messenger RNA. RefSeq names its product putative O-methyltransferase. The transcript is spliced from 4 exons. Gene Ontology annotation, molecular function: O-methyltransferase activity. The coding region runs from base 241 to 1497 and encodes 418 amino acids. The record is from RefSeq and is a predicted model, not a curated record. Lineage: Eukaryota; Fungi; Ascomycota; Leotiomycetes; Helotiales; Mollisiaceae.